This is a messenger RNA of Danio aesculapii, 5817 nucleotides long. RefSeq names its product PHD finger protein 2 (gene phf2). Gene Ontology annotation, biological process: regulation of transcription by RNA polymerase II; protein demethylation. The record is from RefSeq and is a predicted model, not a curated record. The transcript is spliced from 22 exons. Lineage: Eukaryota; Metazoa; Chordata; Actinopteri; Cypriniformes; Danionidae. Gene Ontology annotation, molecular function: transcription coregulator activity; histone demethylase activity. The coding region runs from base 427 to 3627 and encodes 1066 amino acids.
CACAGACUCUGCUGCAGCUGCUUCGACGGUCGGCUGGAGAUCCUGCCGGUGGAUUUUCGUCUUUCUCUCGUCCCGGGAAACCCUGAGAAGCAGCCGCAGCGUUUAAUGAGCUCCAUUCAUCUGGACCAGCAUGACCGAGGCGAUUUUUCCCGUCUUGUAGACUGACGUAACAAUAUUACAAUGAAAGGAUGCAUUUUCUUGGGCUUCACGAGAGUCUCGGAGCUCGUAUAGUCACCAGGGGGCAUGAACACGUCAAUGCAGCGCGGGAAACAUUUUAACAUCGCAACGUUGUAACGUCGGAUCUGAGGAACGGUCGAAUGGACGCAGGAGCAGCUCCGCGGCUCUUCGUAUCGCUGUAGUUUGUGUUACGGGAGGUUCCUGCUGCCCCCAUCCAUCUCUCCGGCUGUUGUUGUGAAUUGAUCUAACAUGGCGACUGUACCCGUGUAUUGCAUCUGCAGAUUACCUUACGACGUAACCCAGUUUAUGAUCGAAUGCGACGCCUGCAAAGACUGGUUUCACGGCAGCUGUGUGGGAGUGGAUGAAGAUGAAGCACCAGAUAUUGACAUCUAUCACUGUCCUAACUGUGAAAAAACCCACGGCAAAUCCACCUUGAAAAAGAAAAAGAGCUGGAAUAAGCAUGACACAGGGCAGAGCGGAGACGUCAGACCGGUUCAGAAUGGCAGUCAGGUGUUCAUAAAAGAGCUACGCAGCAGAACAUUCCCCAGUUCAGAAGAUGUGGUGGUCAAACUGUCUGGAAGUCAGCUGACAUUGGAAUACCUUGAGGAAAAUGGCUUCAACGAACCAAUUCUCAUCCAGAAGAAAGACGGUUUGGGGAUGGCCAUGCCUGCACCCACGUUUUACGUCAGUGAUGUGGAAAACUAUGUUGGGCCUGAUGUUCUUGUGGAUGUCGUUGAUGUCACCAAACAGACAGACAGCAAGAUGAAGUUAAAAGAGUUUGUUGAUUAUUACUACAGCACAAAUAGAAAGAAAGUAUUAAAUGUGAUCAACUUGGAGUUUUCAGAUGCAAGAAUGGCCAAUAUUGUCGAGAGUCCGCAGAUAGUUCGGAAGUUAUCCUGGGUGGAAAACUACUGGCCUGACGAUGCGCUGUUGGGGAAGCCCAAAGUGUCCAAAUACUGUCUGAUCUGUGUGAAAGACAGCUAUACAGACUUCCACAUCGAGUGUGGAGGAGCCUCUGUGUGGUAUCACGUACUCAAGGGAGAGAAAAUCUUCUUCCUGAUCAAGCCCACGUCUGCCAACCUUUCCCUGUAUGAGCGCUGGAGAUCCUCCUCCAACCACAGUGAGAUGUUUUUUGCUGACCAAGUGGACAAAUGUUACAAGUGCACACUCAAACAAGGGCAAACUCUAUUCAUUCCAUCAGGAUGGAUCAAUGCAAUACUCACUCCUGUAGACUGCUUAGCCUUCUCUGGGCAUUUCGUCCACAGUUUAAGUGUAGAGAUGCAAAUGAGAGCAUAUGAGGUGGAAAAAAGACUCAAAGUUGCCAGCCUCACUCCUUUUUCAAACUUCGAAACAGCAUGUUGGUAUGUGGGGAAAUACUACCUGGAGCAGUUUAAAGGUUUACACAAGGCAAACAAGCAGCCACCUCCUUACUUGGUACACGGUGCCAAAAUUGUCAAUGGAGCAUUCAGAUCGUGGACUAAAAAACAGGCUCUUUUAGAACAUGAGGACGAGCUUCCAGAAAACAUGAAGCCAGCACAGCUCAUUAAAGACCUUGCCAAAGAGAUUCGGAUUUCAGAGAAUGCGACAAAAGCCAUAAAAAGUGAACCCAGCAACUCAAAGCCCCCAGCAGAGGAACCUCCGUCUGCUCUGUCAGAACCAGAAGAGCCCAUGUCCCCUGCUCACGUCUCUAGCCCUUCAGGAGAUAAGCCAGCAAGGAAGAAAGUCCCAAAGCCACCCAAAAUGCCCAAGGCUCCAAAACCACCGAAGGAACCCAAAGUAAAAGAGGGAGGCAAAAAGAAAGCCAAGAAAGUGAAGGAAGGUGUUAUACCUGAGAAAAAGCCCUCGAGUCUGGCAGCUCUUGAAUCCCAUGCAAAGGACAUCCUGAACAAGAUGGACCAGCCCAAAAAACUGUUAAAAACCGGGACGAGUAUCAUGGAGAAAGAGACGAAUAAACCGAAUGACGUCAAGAAGUUUGAGAUGAUCCGAGAGCACAAUAAGAACAAGACGGAGUCCAAAUGGAAAUAUAAGAACAGCAAACCCGAUUCCUUAUUGAAAAUGGAAGAAGAGCACAAAUUCGACAAGAGUCUACUCAGCCAUAAAGACAACAAAUUUGCAUUUUCGUUAUCGAAUAAGAAGUUGCUGGGCUCAAAGAUGCUGAAGACCCAGACCAAUUCCAGCGUUUUUGGCUCGAUACAGAACAUUAAAGAAGAAAAGCCCAAGCCUGUGAGAGACGAGUACGAGUACGUCUCUGAUGAAGGAGAGCUUAAGAUUGAGGAAUUCCCAAUCAGGAGGAAAAAGAAUGCAGUCAAGAGAGAGUUUUCCUUUUUAUCAAACAUCAAAGAGCCCAUUCAGCCAUCGAAAAAGCCAAAGCUACCGCCGUCGGACAUGAAGAGUCCAGAUACAUCGGAUGAGGAAUCGCUCCACAUAGACACCGAGGCCAAGACAGACGUCAAAGGGCGCAACUCAAAGGUCUCGAAAAAGAAAGGUGGCAGUUCAGCUGGGAUCCUGGAUCUCCUGCAGGCCAGCAAACAAGUGGGCGGCAUUGACUACAGUAACAACAGUCAGCCACCUGCAUCCCCCAGCACACAGGAGGCCAUCCAGGGCAUGUUGUCCAUGGCUAACCUGCAGUCAUCAGACUCUUGCCUGCAACCCUUCUGGAGCAAUAGCCAAGCUAAGAACAACUCGCACAGCAGCGCAGCCAGCAAGAAGCCGAGCGGUGCAGCCGGAGCAGGAGGAAACAGCAAACGACCUGCCAAACGCUUGCCCAAAAAGACCCAAAAGAGCAGCAGCGUGGACAGUUCGGACAUGUUCGAUGAUGACCAGGACCAUCUGGAAGCUUGCUUUAAGGACUCGGAUUAUGUUUAUCCGUCUCUGGAAUCAGAGGAGGACAACCCCAUUUUCAAAUCGAGAUCGAAAAAAAGGAAAAAUACAGACGACACUCCGUACAGUCCAACAGCUCGAGUUGGGCCCACUGUGCCACGGCAGGAGAGACCAGCUCGGGAAGGUGCACGUGUGGCAUCUAUAGAGACAGGACUGGCAGCCGCGGCCGCUAAAUUGUCGCAUCAGGAGGAGCAGAAGAUCAAGAAGAAGAAAAAGAGCGCCAAAAAGAAGCCCAUAGUUGCAGAGGAGUCUCACAAACUCUCUCAUGACAGCAGCUCUCCAGAACCCACUCCAGACUCCGAGAGCAACAUGGCCGAUCACGAGUACAGCACUGGAACGGGCAAAAGUGCCGGCGGCUCGCAACCCAUGGCUCCCGGAGUCUUCCUCAGCCACAGACGGCCUUCAUCAUCAUCGUCAUCUCAGAACGCUUCAUCAGUUCCGCCAGCAAAAGUCGAACGAGGGAACUCGACGGAUUCCAAAGCCAAGAGGCUAAAGAAAGGAAUGGCCACCGCCAAACAGAGACUUGGAAAAAUCUUAAAGAUUCACCGUAAUGGCAAACUCCUGCUGUAACACGGACAAUGAGGGCGACUCAGACUUUCUCCUGAUGUUUAUGGACCCUCGGACUGAUCCCUCCCUCUCUCCCUCCAUGAGACUGAAACGGACGGGAGAACGCGGAGUAAAAAAAAUCAUAACGGAUCCCAUAAGUUUUCAAUUUCUAAGAAGAACAUAGCUCAGAUAGGUUUUUGCCUCUUCUUUUACUUUAUAACUUUCAGAUAUAAAAAAUGUACAGAAUACCUGCUAUUAAUAUUUUGUAAGAAGAUUUUUGUCUUGUUUUACUACGGCUAUCAGUUUUAUCAGGGGUUGCUAAUAUAUUAUGAGAUACAUAGCAGUCAUUCCAAGAUAAAGAAAGUAUCCCCUGCAUGUAUUCCAGUUGCAUGCAUUAUAAUUUCGAGGGGGGAGGAGUUUGCUGGAAGGUUGCACACGAAAAGUUCAUUACUGCUAUUUGGAUGUGGCUUAUCAUUGAUUUUUUUAACAAGUAUUUCUAAAGAUAUGAUGAUUUUCAAUAUCUUCCCGGGUGAUUUUGAUUUAGAUUUUUACUCUUUUAAGUUUCCUUAAACAAAAAAGAUGAACAGACAACACAAAAAACACGGACGACUAACUAAAAAGAGUACUUUUCUGUUUGCUAGCACUAUCACAGAUGAUAUUUAUUGACUUAAUAUAAUUUUUCAUGUCAUAGGUAGAUUGAAAAAGCCAGAAGGCACUUACAAAACAUCAGUGAAGCACAAAUAGGAAUUAGUAAAACAGCUUUAUGUUGUUAUUAUUAUUUUAUUUACUAACAUAGGAAAAGAAAUAUGAUUUUGUGAUGAAAAAAGCGUCGAUUUUUAUAUAUUGACGGAUCAUUAAACUCGCAUAUCGAUAUCAUACCAUAUUUCCAGUAAGUUUCCUGCCUGAAAUAUAAUUUCAGCCAUACAAAAGUUACAUUUUAUUUAUAUUUAUAUUAUAUAUCUAUAUUUUUUAGACAUUGAUCCUACAAUCAAUCGCAUGUCAUCCUGUUUUUCGCAUUAUGCUAUUGUUUGACAAUGUAGCUCUUAUUACAGUUCCACACGAAACACUCGGCCAAAACAAAAACAGUCAAGGAAACACUACAUCAAUGGGCUCUGCAGCACUGAUGAUAAGCCUCAUCCAGGACAUUUCACUACAUGGGGAUACUUUCUGUCUUCUGUUUGUUUCACAGGCAGCACCAGUUACCCUAGAAUGAAAUAUGCAUUUAUAUUGCUUCACAGUACAGUAUGUAGAAUGUAGCCUGUAUAUAGCUUUUUAAAUGACUACUUUUUGUAUCCUUUUUUCCUCCUUAAUACUUCAUUAUACAUUUUUACUAGUUUUUGCUAAAUACAGACGGAAAAAUAUAUAUAAAGAUAUAGAAAUAGUCAUUACGUUUAAAAAUAAAAUGUUUUCGUUUGACACACAAUACCAGAUUUGAUUUAAUCCUUUCUUUUUUACCAUCGUUUUGUUUCAUUCUGUUACAUUAGACAAAAGGUGUUGCCUGGAGAACAAAAUAAACAGUGUAACAUUUAUUCUCAUAUGGCCUUACAUGCAUAAAACCAUGUGUAUUAUGAUUCAUUUAUGAUGGGGAGAAGAGAGAGAGAGAGAGAGAAAAAAUCAACAGUUUCUACGACCAGCCUGACAUUUGAGCUAAAAUACCCCUGAUGGAUUUUAAAGUUAUUUUACUAGCACCUUGUGAAGUGUUUUCUGUGUCAGUGAUGUAAUUUAUUAAUGUUUGUAGCCUUUUAUACUUGUAUAAUUCUUAAGAGGUUUUCUUUGAAAUAUUUUAUCAGUCUGUGAGCCCCUUAGGACACUUCUAUCAUUAACAUUGGGCAAUAGUUCCUUUUUUGUCUUAGCAAAACCAUUUGUCUUUAUCGUUUUCAUCAAAUCAAGUGCAACUGCUCAUCAAUACGAAAUGUUACAUCGUUAUUAUUAUUAAGCAGCUAUUUUAAAGAUCCAUUCUAUCAUGCCAUGAGUUUUAUUUUUGGUAAUAGAGUAUGUACAUUCUUAACCAGGUUUACUGUGCUCAUAAAUUGCAGUGUUUUAGUUACCAAUGUAAAUCUUGUAUCCACCUUUCCCAAUCGAAACACUCAGAAUCUUUGUCAAUGGAACUAUUUCAGGUUUUUAUUUGUACAAAAUGUGUGUUGCUUUGUUGUGGUUUAUUUUUAUAUGUUCAAACAAUUAAAUGCAUCCACUGCUUCAUGGCAGUGAAUGAUA